Clarias gariepinus (North African catfish) is the source of this 1823-nucleotide messenger RNA. RefSeq names its product calcium/calmodulin dependent protein kinase II inhibitor 1 (gene camk2n1). Gene Ontology annotation, biological process: negative regulation of protein kinase activity. Gene Ontology annotation, molecular function: calcium-dependent protein kinase inhibitor activity; protein kinase binding. Bases 550 to 786 code for a protein of 78 amino acids. The transcript has 2 exons. Lineage: Eukaryota; Metazoa; Chordata; Actinopteri; Siluriformes; Clariidae. The record is from RefSeq and is a predicted model, not a curated record.
ACCGAGUCUUGCGUCGAGCUUUUGUUUUGCAUCGCUUCUUCAUUUGCAUUCAGUUCUCAGGUGUGUUUUUUUCCCAGCGCCACGCUCGAGCUCCCGUGAGAGAUUGGCGCGCGGCCGCUGACACAGACACUCACACACACACCUCCACCGAAACGACGCAACGAGUUUGGAAAACCCUCCGGUAAAGCGGAGAUCCUUCCUUUGUUAGAAAGGAAUAUAUCAUUUUUUUUUUUAUCCCAGGAGAGGGCGAAUUUCCCGCGUUUUUUAGCCGCACCGCGCGCACGAGGGAGGAAGAAAGGCGCGUGAGGAAGAGCGACGGAGAGACAGAGAGAGAGCGCGCGCGCGCUGAAGACUGAGCGGUCGCGGGGGGGAAAAAAGCGUUCGCCGCGGCGCGCGCGUGUGUAUAUGUGCGUGCGUGCGCGAGAUUGCGCGCGCGCGGGUGUGUGUGUGUGUGUGUUUUGUCCUCGCUCGUGAAGAGAAAGAGAGGAGGGAGGGUUAAAACGGAACGGCAGCAGCUGCGGUUUGCGCGCCUGGCUCCGUGCGUUCAGCAUGUCGGAGGUGCUGCCAUACAGCGAGGAGAAAAUGGCUCAUUACGGGAACGACGGCGACGACGAGGAUCACCUCUCGUUCACCUGUCGCCUACAGGACACCAAUAACUUCUUCAGCGGCAACCAGAACAAGCGACCACCCAAGCUUGGCCAAAUUGGGAGAAGCAAAAGAGUUGAGGAAGAUGGUGAUGCUGAGGCGCUGGAGAAGACGGCGGAUAAAACAUCCUCGUCUGCGUAAGCGGAUCCCAAAGACACUUGACCUUUGAUGUGUGUACCCAAAGACAUUGUAAAGAAGCACCCCCUCUCCCAUCCGGCAACCAAGCACGUCACACUUUCUUGCUCUCCGACACCCUCUUUCCAUCAAACAGGGGAUGGCUGACGGACAAUGCGGCGGGCAUGCAUGGGAAUCUGGACGAAAGGGGCCCAGGAAUGGGAAGGGAAUACUGUGUUUUCCAAACUUCAUUCGAGCUAUGUGCAAUGAGUCCUACCAGGAUAUAACGAAGCAAUUAGAGUGACUGAGCAAAUUGUACCAUUAACAUCGAACCAGUACCUUCUUCCCCAAACUGUAGUCCAAGGCUUAGCUGAGUCGCUGGCUGAUGAUGUUAAUGGUAAAAUAGCAAUGUCAACUUCUCUUCCACGGUGAAUUUCAAAAGGAGAUUCACUAUGUAUUUAAGAUAAAAGGCUAUUUAUUAAAUCUUUGGAUACCUUUCUUUUUUUGCAGUGUUGGAGGUCUGAGCAAAUUUUAUAGAGAUUGACAGGAAAAUAGUAAUUUUCCUUUUACGUUUUUUGUUUCGGAUGUAGCUUGACUAAGGGAUCACCAUGGUCUACCCCUAAAAUACCUUCCCUCUUUUUCCCACCCCAAACCCAACCUUCUUUCUUGCUAUUUCAUGCAUUUGAUGUUUCUAAGCUAACAAGGGUUAGAUCAGGUAUAUCGAGUUAAAAAAAACAAACAAAAAAAAACAGAAAGAAAAAAAACAGAAACCUAACUGUCGCAUUAUGAUUAUUAUUGUACUACAUAUUUACCGUAGGUGUGCCAAAUAAUCAUGACAGAAAUAUGUAUUUCUGUGCUUACUUCACACGCACAGUUUUAUUAAUAUUCGGUGUUCAUGUUUACAGGGCUUUUUUCAUACUAGUGAUGUACUUUAGUCAUGCAUGACGAACCUGACGACCUCAAGAGAAUCUUAUAUAAUGGCUAAUGUUGUGUUGAUUUCACAGAAAAAAAAGUUUCUACGGGAAUAUCUGUAAUAUUAAAGAUUUUAAGAAAUGGAAUGAAAA